AUGUCAAGCUUGCAGGGGCGAGUCCUUCUGGUACUGCAAGACGGAAGAGCCAUCGUCGGUGUCCUAGCUGGUUACGACCAAAAGUCAAAUGUCGUCCUCAGCGAUUCAAAAGAGAGGAUCUAUAGUAUCGACGAAGGUGUAGAAGAGGUAGAACUAGGUCUCUACCUUGUUAAAGGCGAUAUGAUUGUCCUCAUCGGAGAGAUUGACGAAGCAAUCGAUCGAGCAGUAGACCUUGCUUCCAUACGCGCAGAGCCAAUCCUACCUAUUCGCUAUUAG
Messenger RNA from Suillus fuscotomentosus, 276 nucleotides. RefSeq lists its product as uncharacterized. The record is from RefSeq and is a predicted model, not a curated record. Gene Ontology annotation, molecular function: RNA binding. The coding region runs from base 1 to 276 and encodes 91 amino acids. The transcript is spliced from 3 exons. Gene Ontology annotation, biological process: mRNA splicing, via spliceosome. NCBI's taxonomy places the organism in Eukaryota, Fungi, Basidiomycota, Agaricomycetes, Boletales, Suillaceae. Gene Ontology annotation, cellular component: U6 snRNP; U4/U6 x U5 tri-snRNP complex.